This is a messenger RNA of Patiria miniata (bat star), 2007 nucleotides long. Its product is annotated as transcription intermediary factor 1-alpha-like. The record is from RefSeq and is a predicted model, not a curated record. Lineage: Eukaryota; Metazoa; Echinodermata; Asteroidea; Valvatida; Asterinidae. Gene Ontology annotation, molecular function: zinc ion binding; ubiquitin-protein transferase activity. Bases 1 to 2007 code for a protein of 668 amino acids. The transcript has a single exon. Gene Ontology annotation, cellular component: nucleoplasm; chromatin. Gene Ontology annotation, biological process: positive regulation of DNA-templated transcription.
AUGGCAGCAAGACAUCCUGAUGUCACAGUUCAAUCUGUGUUGGGUAAGAUCAGUCGAGAUCAUCUGCAAUGUCCCGUUUGCAAAGACCGUUUCACCGAGCCUAAGGUGCUUGACUGUCUGCACUCUUUUUGCCAGAAAUGUCUCAGAGAAGUCAAACGCAGUCAACGUCCACAAGUUCCAAAACUUGUGUGUCCUCUCUGCAGAUUAGAAACCAUACUAAAGGGAGACAUUUCAGAUUUGCCAAGUGAUUUCAAACUGAGUGCCUUGGUGGAUGAGGUCAACGUCUAUGAAAAGUUACUUGAAGGUCAAAGGUCAGACAUCAAAUGUCAAGCCUGUGAUGAAGAGAAUCAGGCUGUGUCAAGAUGCAUGGACUGUGAUCAUUUUCUCUGUAACGAAUGCCAAGCAGCACACAGGCGUGUGACUUUAACAAAAUCACAUCAAAUCUACACACUGGCCCAGCUUCAAUCAGGAGAGGUAACUUACAAGAGUAAGAUUAGAGAGUAUACUCCAAAAUGUGCCAAGCAUUCCGAUCAAAAUCUGAACAUUUACUGUAACACAUGUGAGAAGAUGGUAUGCACAACUUGUGCUUUUCUAGAUCAUGAGAAACAUUCUUGUGUUGAUCUACCCAAAGCUGUCGAUAAGUGCAAACAAGAUGUUGCUAGAAUGUCUGUACAAGCUGAACAGAACAAAGCAAAACUGAAAACAGACAUAAGUGAAGUAGAUGACAACUACAGAAAGCUGAAUGCCAUGCAUGCAGACACCACCAAGAAAAUCUCCAGUAAGGCUGACAAGGAGGUUGCUAGAAUCACAAAGGAGACUUCAAGUAUCAGAGACGAAGAGCAGAAACUGAAGCAAGAGGCAGAUACAAUCUUCAAAGACAGAGCCAAGACAUUGGAAACUGCUCGUGCCACAAACAACACUCGUCUGACUCAGACCGAGAAAAAGCUGGAUGAGGUGAACCAAUUUGUCACUCAAGCAAGUUGCUACGAAAUUCUGGAUUUCAAACUUAAACUCAUGCAUAACCUGAAAGAAUUGAACCAAGAACAAUCUGAAAAAGGGCCAGAUAAUUUUCCCUUCAUUAUGGAUUUUGACGAGGGACCUAUUGGGAGGUCACUUGGGAGACUGGUGCUGGAAGAUACUCAAAUACCCAGCUCAGGUGCCACAGCUGAGGGUUCACAGAGACCUGUAAGAUGGGAGCUGAAAAGACAAAUGAAGACCUUUGGACCAACAAAAAAAGGGUUCCUCUUUGCUGAGGCAAUUGCAGCAUUCUCUAACAAUGAAAUUGUCACAUUAGACAGUAAGCAUAAAAAGUUGAUUACUUUCUUAACCAAUGACAACCUUCAGUCUGAUGUAAUUUCAAAAGAACUCCAACUUGCGGGUCUUACUGAACCAACUCAUGUUUCAGUUAACAGGGAUGAUGAAAUCAUUGUUCUUCACAAACGUGCUGAGAUCAAGAUCUUCAAUAGAGGUUACCAACCCUGUCUCCAUCAGUUCCUACCAGGUACGGAGACAGGCAACAUCCCAACCUGCCUUGCAGUGGAUGGUGGGGAUGUGAUAGCAGUGGGUUAUAGGGGCAAAGAAGAGAUCUCACUGCACAAGAGAGAUGGAUCCCUCAUCAGGAGAAUACCUGCUCCAAAGAUUGAGAAAAAUUUGGCUAUCUACAAGCAGCAGCUUUUCUACACUUGCAAUGGAGAUAAUAACCAAAGACUUCUAUCGUCAAUUGACAGCUAUGGUCGCACGGUCUUUUCAGUUCAUAUUCCCAGCAAUAUUCAAGGGGUUUGGCAUGCUAAUGGUUUGUGUUGUGACAAAGAUGGCAAUAUUUAUGUUGCUGUAUCCGGGUGGCCUUUAGCAAUUAGACAUGGUGAAAUUCAGCAUUUCAGUCAUGAUGGAUAUUACAUUGGCUGUGUCAUCAGUGUAGAUGAUUUUCCAGGUGACGUCACAUGUACACCAGCUGGAGAGCUGGCUGUGGCAGCAGUAGAAAGUGUUAAAGUUUAUCAUCGAGUGUAA